AUGCCUGGGAGUGUUGGUCCUGAAGACGAGCCCGGUUUGAGUUGGAGGACAGGUGGACGAAUCUCAAGCUAUGGGGGAACGUUGCUCAUCGCGAUUGCACAGGAUGGGAACUCCAACAUUCUACCUGUGGCAUUCGCACUAGUAGAGGGUGAGAAUGCGGAAUCCUGGACAUUCUUUCUCUCGCACCUUCCACAGCACGUGAUCCCGAAGCCCGGUGUGCUGGUUAUAUCGGACAGGCACAACGGCAUCAAGGCUGCGCUCGAGGCUCCUGACGGCGGUUGGCUACCGCCAUCUGCGUACCGUGCAUUCUGCAUACGACACGUAGCGGCUAAUUUUGCCCUAACCUUCAAGGGCAAAGACGCUAGGAGGCUACUAGUGAACGCGGCGUAUGCGAAGACCGAGGUUGAAUUUGAUUACUGGUUUGAUAUCCUGCGAUCUGAAGAUCCGGCGAUGUGUGACUGGGCGAACCGGAUUGAUUACUCGUUGUGGACUCAGCAUCGUGAUGAGGGGCGGAGAUUCGGUCACAUGACGACGAACAUCUCCGAGUGUGUGAACUCCAUCCUGAAGGGGGUCAGAAAUCUCCCUGUAGCAUCCCUGGUGAAGGCAACAUAUUGUAGGCUUGCGGAACUAUUUGUUCGCAAGGGGAGAGAGGCUGAGGCCCAGAUGGGAACAGGACAACAAUUCAGUCAGCAUUUGGUGAAGUGUAUUGAGGCCAACAUGAAGACGGCCAGGUGCUUCACGGUGACGCUGUAUGACCGGGAUAACUCCGAGUUCACUGUAGCAGAGACUACUCCGACUGGUUCUUUCCCUUGGGUACUUACAGAGUAUCACUUGCCUCUCGGACAUGUGACUGGGUACUUCCAGGCUCUUCAUUUCCCGUGUCAGCACGCACUUGCGUGCUGUGCAUACUCACGGGUCACCUGGACCUCUUAG
Messenger RNA from Arachis stenosperma, 933 nucleotides. RefSeq lists its product as uncharacterized. The transcript is spliced from 2 exons. NCBI's taxonomy places the organism in Eukaryota, Viridiplantae, Streptophyta, Magnoliopsida, Fabales, Fabaceae. The record is from RefSeq and is a predicted model, not a curated record. Bases 1 to 933 code for a protein of 310 amino acids.